This is a messenger RNA of Parnassius mnemosyne (clouded apollo), 4838 nucleotides long. Lineage: Eukaryota; Metazoa; Arthropoda; Insecta; Lepidoptera; Papilionidae. The record is from the annotation of a GenBank genome assembly.
GGACGGUGAAAUUAAGAAGAUACUAGCGGAGAGCUACGAGCGGGCGAAAGCCAUACUGCGCGCCCAUGCCAAAGAGCACAAAGCGCUGUCCGACGCUUUGCUUAAAUACGAGACGCUGGACGCGGACGAUAUCAAGGCCAUCAUGGGCGGCGAGAAGCUGAAGCGCGAGCGCCAGAACAGAAGCAAGGCGGAGCCGACCCCCGCCCCCGCCUCCGCCCCCGCCGCCGCCCUGCGCUCCGCCACGCCCGCCCCCGCGCCCGCAUAGACCACGGGUACUCGCACUGCUCACCGCCGAUAUACGGCUAUUAAAUGCUUCAUUAUUUAAAAACGAUAAACAAUUUUAAUUUAAGUUUAAUAAAGAACAGACUGUAAUAAAGAACUUUAAAUCUUAAAUUAACUUUUUAUAGAAGAAAGGUGACAAUCGAGCACACAGCCCACAUAAUGGUAAGUAAAUGCUGUAACUAAUAGACAUCCAGGUACAUCUAUCCACGAUUAAGAAUCCAAAUGCAGAUUCGUUGUCACCCCUGAGGACCGACAAACGUUGUUCCAAUAAUAAUAAAAACGUCAAAGCGAUCUUGAAAACAUCAAUUCUAAUUGAUUGAAAUGCCGUCCUAAGAAAAACAAACAUAUUUCUUUUUAAUCAAAAUAUUAUCAAAGCUAUUAAAAAGGUAAAUUUAAAUUAAAAAUAAUUAAUUUUGAAAUACUUGACGAAUUGGUUUCUUUUUUAAUGAUCACGCCCACACAUUUUCGUCUUUUCUAAAAGUUUUAAUAGUGGUAGAGCCAAGCGGUAGCUUUUGCUGUCGCACGGAUGAGCCAGCUCGAACCGGGGUGGUACCACGACCUCACAGAAUACCCGCGUGAAGUAGAAGUUUACCUCUGCGUUGCGCUUGGUGAGUGCAGGUGGCCGGAGGCCCAAUUCCCUCCUCCCCCCCCUCCUCCCAUCAAAAUGGUAGUGGAAUUAAAUAAAAGACCAGCACCCCUGGAGAAUUCCUCGCUGAGCAUCCACGACCAAACUACUUCACUCCUGCGCGUGGGUGUUCAGGCUGCCCCGCAUAUUCUAGGGGGGAGGGGGGACAAAAUUCCGCUCGCGACUAACGCUGCUCGGGGCAAGCGGAGCAAUACAACCAAAGCGAGCCCUGUCGCGCUAUCCGUGAAUUUUUGCAACAUCAGGGGACUUCAUUCCAACCUUAACGCUGUCCUUUACCAUCUAGAGACGGCAAAGCCGGCCUUGCUCUUUUUAACCUAGACUCAGGUGUCCUCUCCGGUUGAUACUUCAUAUCUCUCCUACCCGGGGUACAAAUUGGAACAUUCCUUUGUGCCCCGGGCUGGAGUUUGCGUAUACGUCAGGGAGGGCAUCUGUUUUCGACGCCUCGGCAGUCUUGAAGGUACGGACCUGUCCAUCCUAUGGCUGCGUGUAGACAGCGACGACCAUCCCCGCGUCUACGGGUGCCUCUAUAGAUCCCAUAGCGGUAAUGCCAACACAGACCGACUCAUCGACCACAUCCAAAUGGCAGCAAACUCCGUGCUACAACAGGUCCCAUCCGCAGAGAUCGUGAUACUCGGUGAUUUCAACGCCCACCACGCUGAAUGGCUUGGUUCUCAUUUAACCGAUCAUGCGGGUAGAUCUGUCUAUGACUUUGCUUUAACAUAUGGUCUACCACAACUGGUUACUUCGCCUACGCGGAUCCCAGAUGUGGAAGACCAUGUACCUUCCCUGUUGUACCUUCUGCUGACCUCUCAUCCGGACGGAUAUCAGGUCUCCGUCGAUGCUCCUCUGGGCUCUUCGGACCAUUGUCUGAUCCGGAGUACGGUGCCACUCACGGUCCAAUCGCAGUUGCGAUCUGCAGCUUGCCGCCGUGUUUGGCACUAUAGGUCAGCUGAUUGGGACGGGAUGCGGUCUUUUUUUGCAUCCUACCCUUGGGGGCCGGUUUGUUUCUCGCCGGAAGAUCCCAGCGUUGCUGCCGAUUCUGUUGCUGAUGUGGUACUUCAGAGUAUGGAACUUUUUAUUCCAUCCUCUGUGGUGCCCAUCGGAGGCAGAUCCCAGCCAUGGUUUGGUCGCUCCUGUAAAAUAGCAUCACGCUAUAAGCAGGAGUGCUACCGGGCCUGGGCUGACGCAUCAACGUCUCGGGAUGUAAACACCAGCGCACUUGAAAAGAAGUAUAAUUCCGCCUCCAGGUCCUUCAAAAGCUUCAUUGCCAAGGCAAGGUCUGAGCACAUCGGCAGAAUUGGCGAGAAUCUAGUUCGCCUUCCUUCGGGAACCCGUGCAUUCUGGUCUCUCGCCAAGGCUUCCAUCUCUGCACAGAGAGGACGACUCACUGGCCCAUGUCGCAAAGGAGAAAGCCAAUCUGUUGAGCUCUCUCUUUGCGUCCAACUCGACUCCAGAUGACGGGGGGAACACACCGCCGACCAUCCCGCGAUGUGAGUGCUCCAUGCCGGAUGUGCGGUUUACACAGCGCUCGGUUCGCAAAGCACUCUUCUCCCUGGACGUCAGCAAGUCGAGUGGGCCCGAUGGAGUCCCUCCCAUUGUGCUGAAGACGUGUGCUCCGGAGUUGGCACCGGUUUUAACGCGUCUUUUCCGGUACUCCUACUCCCAAGGCGUAGUCCCGAAUUCAUGGAAGACAGCUUUGGUCCACCCGAUCCCUAAAAAAGGCGAUGCUCAGACCUGUCCAACUACAGGCCUAUUGCCAUCACUUCCUUGUUCUCCAAAAUAAUGGAAUCCAUUAUAAAAUGCCAGCUCAUGAGGUACCUUGAGGAUCACCAGCUGAUUAGUGACCGCCAAUACGGUUUUCGUCGGGGUCGAUCAGCUGGUGAUCUUCUGGUCUACCUGACCCAUAGAUGGGCGGAGGCAGUAGAGUCCAAGGGGGAGGCGUUGGCCGUUAGUUUGGACAUUGCGAAGGCCUUCGAUCGGGUUUGGCACAAAGCGCUUCUUUCGAAGCUCCCUUCCUAUCGGCUUCCCGAGAAAUUGUGCAAUUGGAUCACCAGCUUCCUUGCUGAUCGGGGCAUUAAGGUCGUAGUAGACGGUGCAUGCUCUGAUUUCAAGCCUAUCAACGCUGUUGUUCCACAUUUUCGAACAUCCACCUCAAAAAUCUAUAGUGAAACAAAAACUAUGACCAUACAACAGUUAUACAUUUACCACUCAUGUGUUUUAAUCCGGAAAAUUAUUGACAAAAACAUUCAUUCCAGUAUCACUUUCACAAAAGCAAAACACCUCAGACAACGAACAACGAGUAGAGUCAGCUUUCUUGUCCUACCUAAAACUAUAACGUCCUAUGGUAGAAAAACAUUAACAUAUGAAGGAGCGCUGUUUCUCCUGCAUAUCAAUGACAUGUUGCUAACUGGUAGCAUUCAUUGCUAUGCAGACGAUAGCACGGGUGAUGCCUUAUACACUGGCCGUGCCAAUAUUUCUCGGGAAAACGUCGCCGAGUACCGGGACAAACUUGUGUCUGAAGUCGAGUCUUUGCUUAACAAAGUCUCGGAUUGGGGCCGACUAAAUCUAUUCCAGUUCAAUCCCCAGAAGACACAAGUUUGCGCGUUUACCGCUAAAAAGAACCCCUUUGUCGUAUCUCCUCAGUAUCAAGGCACUCCCCUUGCUGCCUCAGCCAGUAUCGGAAUCCUUGGCGUCGACAUAUCGAAUAGUGUGCAGUUUCGUAGUCACUUGGAAGGGAAGGCCAAAUUGGCCUCUAAAAAGCUUGGCGUGCUCAGUAGAGCGAGACGGUAUUUCACGCCGGCACAUCGCUUGCAACUUUACAAAGCGCAAGUUCGGCCCCACAUGGAAUACUGUUCUCAUCUCUGGGCCAGGGCACCCCAGUGCCAGCUCCUUCCACUAUACCGCAUCCAGCGCAGAGCAGUUCGAAUCGUCGAAGACCGAGUUCUUUCUGAUCGGCUCGAUACACUGACACUGCGUAGAGAUGUUUCAUCUCUUUGCGUAUUUUAUCGCAUUUAUCACGGGGAGUGCUCUGAGGAAUUGUUCGGACUAAUUCCAGCCGCUCAAUUUCACCAUCGCACAUUGCGACAAAACUCGCAUUACCAUCCAUACCAUCUGGAUGAUUGGCGGUCCACCACUGUGCGAUUUAGAAGUUUUCAUUCUCGCACAACUUCCUUGUGGAAUGAAUUACCACCAGCUAAUUUUCCGGACCGAUACGACUUAGGAACCUUCAAGAAAAGAGCUUACACCUUUCUAAAAGGCCGGCAACGCAUCUGCAAUUCCCCUGGUGUUGCGGUUGUUCAUGGGCGGCGGUAGUCACUUACCAUCAGGUGAGCCGCAUGCUCGUUUGACCCCUAUUCUAUAAAAAAAAAAGUGCCCUUCUCUCGUCUGUAUCUCUAUGCACAUAAAAAACUACUUUUCAUUUUAUACGUGUUAGAGCCAUGAUGAAGCUAAAUUAUGAUUGUAGCACAAAUGAAUCAGCUCUAACGUGGAGAGGACCACACUCUCAAAGAAUACAAAAUCAAACAGCUUAAUGUCGUUAUGUUUCGUGAGUGUAGAAAACCGGUGACCCUUUGUAAUGAAAACGAGGCACACCAUCUUAAUCCUCAGGGGUGACAACACAUCUGCAUUUUGAUUCUUAAUCUAGCAUAGAUGUAGAUGUCUAUGAGCCACAGCAUCCACUUACUAUCAGGUAGACUUUUUUCUCGUUUCUCACCUGAUCCUAUAAAAAAUAUUAAAAGAAGUAACUUUGUUCCAGAUCUUCCAGAACACUAUAUAACGGGACGGGCUCCGCACAGGGACAUGUACAAAUAUGUAGAUUAGCUUAGGUCUCUUCGAACGUUUCAUAGACCAUCUAUUUUGUCUCAUAGAUUGUUUUAAUAUAAUAAAUUUAAUAAAAAUAAGUAUAACCAUU